This is a messenger RNA of Lepus europaeus (European hare), 1919 nucleotides long. RefSeq names its product lipase family member K (gene LIPK). The transcript has 10 exons. NCBI's taxonomy places the organism in Eukaryota, Metazoa, Chordata, Mammalia, Lagomorpha, Leporidae. The record is from RefSeq and is a predicted model, not a curated record. Gene Ontology annotation, cellular component: intracellular membrane-bounded organelle. Gene Ontology annotation, molecular function: hydrolase activity, acting on ester bonds. Bases 112 to 1302 code for a protein of 396 amino acids.
AACAGAGCCUGUCCCACUGACAGCUGUCUCUGGAAGGAACUGGAAUCAAUCUGAAGCCCCAAGGACUUGAAGACAAACACUCAGAGACCUACAAGAUCCGGCAGACCCCAAAUGUGGCAGCUUUUAGCAGCAGCAUUUUGGAUUCUUCUUCUUGGACCCAUAUGUGGCUGUAAGAAAGGAAGCAUCACAAAUCCUGAAGCUAAUAUGAAUGUUAGUCAGAUUAUAUCCUACUGGGGUUAUCCUUGGGAAAAGUAUGAUGUUUUGACACAAGAUGGUUAUAUCCUUGGAACAUACAGGAUUCCUCAUGGAAAAGGAUGCCAAAGGAAAUCAGACCACAAGCCUGUUGUGUAUUUGCAGCAUGGUGUGAUUGCAUCUGCCACUGAUUGGAUUUGCAACCUUCCCAACAACAGCCUGGCUUUCCUUCUAGCAGAUAGUGGUUAUGACGUGUGGUUAGGAAACAGCCGAGGAAACACCUGGUCCAGAAAACACCUGAAAUUGUCACCCAAAUCAUCAGAAUACUGGGCUUUCGGUUUGGAUGAGUUGGCUAAAUAUGACCUUCCAGCCACCAUCAAUUUUAUCACAGAGAAAACUGGACAGAAGCAACUCUACUAUGUGGGCCACUCCCAGGGUACUACCAUAGCUUUCAUAGCAUUCUCUAUAAAUCCAGAACUGGCUAAAAGGGUUAAGAUAUUUUUUGCACUUGCUCCAGUUAUCACAGCAAAAUAUUCUCAAAAUCCUAUGAAAAAACUCACAACUCUUUCCAGGAAAGCAGUCAAGGUUUUGUUUGGUGAUAAAAUGUUCCACCCUCAUACAUUUUUGGAUCAGUUCAUUGCCACCAAAGUGUGCAACCGAAAGCUAUUCCAUCGUGUUUGCAGCAACUUCCUAUUCUCUAUAGCUGGAUUUGAUGCAAAAAACUUAAACAUGAGCCGCUUGGAUGUUUAUUUCUCACAGAGCCCUGCGGGAACAUCAGUUCAGAAUAUGCUGCACUGGGCCCAGGUUGUUAAUUCUGGUCAGCUCCAAGCUUUUGACUGGGGAAAUCCUGAUCAAAAUAUCUUACGUUUCCAUCAGCCUACGCCUCCUUUAUACGACAUUACUAAGAUGGAAGUUCCAACGGCAAUGUGGAGUGGUGGCCAGGAUAUUGUGGCUGAUCCCAGGGAUAUUGAAAUUUUGCUGCCCAAAAUUGCAAACCUCAUCUAUUACAAAGUGAUUCCAUACUACAACCAUGUGGAUUUUUACCUGGGACUGGAUGCACCCCAGGAAAUUUACCAAGACAUAAUUAGGUUGAUGAAGGAAUGUUCAUGAAAUUGACAAUAUUUUCUUUCUCCAAGCAAGUGGAUUUUCAUAAUCAUAAAGGGACAGACCCCAAGAUGAUCCCAAAUGAUUUCUGCUUUCUAGUGUCCAAGGCUUUAUGUGAUCGCCUCCCCUUGAGUGUGAAUAGAACCUGAGACUACCUUCUAACACAGAGAAUUGAUAAAGGAAACAGAUGUCACAUCCGUAGUAAGGUUGUGUUCUGUGACAAAGGUGUGGGAAUGUCACUCCCCAGUUGUGCUGCAUUAUGUAACAAUCUAGGCAGACUGGAAAAAGAACAUCUCACUGAUAGCUUGAUGAAAUGAACAUAUGUAUUGAAACCCACAUUGCAAGGAACUGUACAUGGAUUUUAGGAUCUGAGGGUGACCUCCAGCAGGUAACUACCCAAAAAUCAGAUACCUCUGUCACAAGCCACAAGAAAACGAAUUCUGCCUAAAACCUGAAUGAACUUGAAAGCUCACUGUUUUUGUAGCAAAAUGUACCAUUGAUAAAGUAACCUGGCCAAUACCUUGAUUGCAACCUGAUGAGACCCUGAGCAGAGGACCCAGCUAUACCAAAGUUUGACCUAUUGACUCAUAGAAACAGUGCUAUAAUAAAUGUGUAUUGUUUUA